This is a messenger RNA of Oncorhynchus kisutch (coho salmon), 3761 nucleotides long. RefSeq names its product metallophosphoesterase MPPED2. Gene Ontology annotation, molecular function: hydrolase activity. The record is from RefSeq and is a predicted model, not a curated record. NCBI's taxonomy places the organism in Eukaryota, Metazoa, Chordata, Actinopteri, Salmoniformes, Salmonidae. The coding region runs from base 336 to 1265 and encodes 309 amino acids. The transcript is spliced from 7 exons.
ACAUCGAGGCUCCUUACUCGCUCGUUGCCUGUCUGUCGCAUUUCCUCAAUAGCCAGCCGAGGGUCUCUCAGGGUCGAAGGUUCUGCCCUGCUUGCCACGACCUCCACCUCUCAAGAGGUGAAUUCUCCGCGUUACCUAUGGGACCGCGUUUUUGAAAACAGAUCGGUUUAACCCGGAGCAGUUAUCGGCCGAAGGAAAGGAACUCGCCACCCGUUUGGCAAGAAAAUCGUUGGGGAAAAAAUAACGAGGAAGGCACAAAGCGAUUAUCCAGAGGGCCGGUGGGUCUGAGUUGGUGAGCUGAGCGGGGCCAUUCUGAAUGAUGCCUGCUUCCUAGGAUGGUCCUGGAUCCUGGUAAACUAACUGUCCAUGUCCCUAGCAGUGGAGCCAUGGCUCACAGAACCCCCCCCUCUCAGGGCAAGGUGACCAUCACUGUGGACGAGUACAGCUCCAACCCCACACAGGCCUUUACCCACUACAACAUCAACGAGAGCCGCUUCCAACCACCCCAUGUCCACAUGGUGGAGCCCAUUCCCUAUGACACCCCUAAGCCCUCCGGUCAUACACGUUUCGUCUGCGUGUCGGACACACACUCCAGGACCGAUGGGAUCCAGAUGCCAUAUGGGGACAUCCUGCUCCAUACUGGAGACUUCACUGAACUGGGCCUACCCUCUGAGGUCAAGAAGUUCAACGAUUGGCUAGGGAGUCUACCGUAUGAAUUCAAGGUGGUGAUUGCAGGGAACCAUGAACUGACGUUUGAUAAGGACUUCAUGGCUGAGCUGGUCAAGCAGGAUUACUAUCGCUUUCCCUCCGUCUCCAAGCUGAGACCAGAGGACUUUGACGAUGUUCAGGCCCUCCUCUCAAACUGUACUUACCUGCAGGACUCUGAGGUUACAGUCAAGGGUUUCCGAAUAUUCGGGGCACCAUGGACGCCAUGGUUUAAUGGCUGGGGUUUUAACCUUCCCCGCGGUCAGUCACUACUGGACAAGUGGAAUCAGGUUCCAGAGGGUAUAGACGUUCUCAUGACCCAUGGACCUCCCCUCGGUUUCCGUGACUGGGUCCCCAAGGAGCUCCAGAGAGUGGGCUGUGUGGAGCUGCUGAACACGGUACAGCAGAGGGUCCGACCCAAGCUCCACGCCUUCGGUGGCAUCCACGAGGGGUACGGCAUUAUGACGGAUGGAUGCACAACUUUUAUCAACUCCUCCACCUGUACAGCCAGUUUCCAGCCCACCAACCCCCCCAUCAUAUUCGACCUGCCCAACCCAUAGAGCAUCGUAAAUGAACCAGCAUUUUUUUAAUCAAAUGAGUUGUACUAAAUGUUAAUCUUCAAGAUAUUUGGCUUUUGUAAAAAUGCUUGUAAAAAUGCAUGAAAAUCUGAUUCUAGUAAUGAAAUGAUGAACUUCGUAAAAUAUUUCAUAUUUUCCAAUUGUUUGCAUUUGCAGCAAUAACGGGUUUUCUGUGCCAUUUGUCAUUCUUUGUUUUCUCUCUCAAGACGUACAGUUGAAGUUGGAAUUUUACAUACACUUAGGUUGGAGUCAUUAAAACUCGUUUUUAAACCACUCCACAAAUUUCUUCUUAAACUAUAGUUUUGGCAAGUCGGUGAGGACAUCUACUUUGUUCAUGAUACAAGUAAUUUUUCCAACAAUUGUUUACAGACAGAUUACUUCACUUAUAAUUCACUAUCACAAUUCCAGUGGGUCAGAAGUUUACAUACACUAAGUUGACUGUGCCUUUAAACAGCUUGGAAAAUUCCAGAAGAUUAUGUCAUUGCUUUAGAAGCUUCUGAUAGGCUAAUUGACAUAAUUUGAGUCAAUUGGAGGUGUACCUGUGGUUUGUAUUUCAAGGCCUACCUUCAACCUCAGUGCCUCUUUACUUGACAUCAUGGGAAAAUCAAAAGAAAUCAGCCAAGACCUCAGAAAAAACAUUGUAGGCCUCCACAAGUCUGGUUCAUCCUAGGGAGCAAUUUCCAAAUGUCUGAAGGUACCAUGUUCAUCUGUACAAACAAUAGUAUGCAAGUAUAAACACCAUGGGACCACGCAGCCAUCAUACUGCUCAGGAAGGAGAUGCGUUCUGUCUCCUAGAGAUGAAUGUACUUUGGUGCGAAAAGUGCAAAUCAACCCCAGAACAACAUCAAAGGACCCUGAUACUGGAGGAAAGUAAAACCUGAAAGGCCGCUCAGCAAGGAGGAAGCCACUGCUCCAAAACCGCCAUAAAGCCAGACUACGGUUUGCAACUGCACAUGGGGACAAAGAUCGUACUUUUUGGAGAAAUGUCUUCUGGUCUGAUGAAACAAAAAUAGAACUGUUUGGCCAUAAUGACUAUCGUUAUGUUUACACUUCGGCUUGCAAGCCGAAGAACACCAUCCCAACCGUGAAGCAUGGAGAUGGCACCAUCAUGUUGUAGGGGUGCUUUGCUGCAGAAGGGACUGGUGCACUUCACAAAAUAGAUGGUAUCAUGAGGGAGGAAAAUUAUGUGGAUAUAUUGAGGCAACAUCUCAAGACAUCAGUCAGGAAGUUAAAGCUUGGUUGCAAAUGGGUCUUCCAAAUAGACAAUGACCCCAAGCAUACUUCCACAGUUGUGGCAAAAUGGCUUAAGGAUAACAAAGUCAAGGUUUUGGAGUGGCCAUCACAAAGCCCUGACCUCAAUCCUAUAGAAAAUGUGUGGGCAGAACUGAAAAAGCAUGCGCGAUCAAGGAGGUCCACAAACCUGACUCGAGUUACACCAGCUCUGUCAGGAGGAAUGGGCCACAAUUCACCCAACUUAUUGUGGGAAGCUUGUGGAAGGCAACCUGAAACGUUUGACCCAAGUUAAGCAAUGCUACCAAAUACUAAUUGAGUGUAUGUAAACUUCUGACCCACUAGGAAUGUGAUGAAAGAAAUAAAAGCUGAAAUAAAUAAUUCUCUCUACUAUUAUUCUGACAUUUCACAUUCUUAAAAUUCUUAAGACUGGGAAUUGUUACUAGGAUUAAAUGUCAGGAAUUGUGAAAAACCGAGUUUAAAUGUAUUUGGAUAAGUUGUACGUAAACUUCUGACUUCAACUGUAUACGCUUUUUGUCUGACAGGCAAAUACACUGCUUGACAGUAAUCGUACCCUCUACAUCAGCAAUACUUGACCUCAUGAUGAUAAUAGAACAUGCAUUUGGCAUUGUAACAUAAGUUAUUUUGUCUCUCUUAAAGCCCUGUGUAUUGUUGAAAAUGAAACAUUUUGAGUAUAUGAAAUGUAUCCAAUUAUUAUAUACUGUAGUCCCUUGGGCUCUCACAUUUGUUUUGGAAAGGUAUGUACCGGUUAUCUACUUUGAUCUGGGGCACAUUCAACAGGAUGCAACAUGUUAUGUAUAUUCUCAAAUGUCCCCAUCUUCCAUGGAGUACAUGUGAUUUGGUGUUUGUGUGAAUUUAUAUAGGCCCACUAAAGCCUUUCAAAAAUGUAUGUUAUAUGCUAUUCAAAGCACACAUGCAUUUUCAUCUCACUUUUAUAUUUUUAUCGAUAUUCAGCAAACAGCUGUUUUUAAAUUAUAUUUCACAACUGUCUAAGCAGAAGUGAGUUGUUCCCUAAAAUACAGUAAUAAGAAUUUUGCUAAUUAUUUUUGUUUUGUUGCACAGUGUGAAAAUGCGAUCUUGCUAGCACAAAAAAAAAGUUGCCAACGGUAGUCUUCUGUCAUUGUAAAUGCCUGUUUAGUUUCCUGGUUUAUGAAACUUUUGUUUAACUUGUAAUACGUUUAGUUGCCUUUAUAUGCAAAUAAAAUUGCCAUAUUUGUACCUGUUGAA